CGGCUGCCUGGGUGCUGGGCGUGUGCAGAGAUGGGGCUAACUAGGAGCCAUGUCGCAGUGUGUGGCCGCGCGGCUCCCUUGGGCAAGCGCUCAGUGUGCGCUGGGCACUGAUCCAGGUACUGACAGAACCAGACGGAGGUGGCCGCUGCCCCUGCCCCUCUGGCAGUUCCAGGCUGAAGACAGCUGCUGACCAGGGUCCCCAUGUAGCAACUGCAGGACCAUCUCCACGCAGCCCAGAGACAAGGUGAACCCCCACAAGGACAGAUGUCACAGGGCCUGGAGAGGGAUCGUGCACCCUGCUCAGGGAAGGGUCUGUUCCAGCAAAUCUCGCCUGGGCCAGUCUUCUGUUUCUGCUCGAGAAGCAACAGGGUGUCGGCAGGCCUGGAGGCGCCCAUGCCUCCCCUCGUUUUGCUAAGGAGGUCCAGCACCAGGCAGGGCUGGGCCACACAGGCUCUUGGCCCAAGAUCCUUCUGCUGGGAGUCUCUGGCAGCCCCUCCUGUCAGUUCAAGGGAAGGUGCUAGAAGAGACCGUGAUUGUCCCCUGGGCAGUUCAUGGCCAGCAACUGGAGUUCCUGGGCAUGGCUAACAUGCUGCAGUGUAGACAGGCCCAGGAGUUCAGCUUCGGCCCCCGGGCCCUGAAGGACGCGCUGGUCUCCAGCGACGUGGCCCUGCAGCAGCUCUACGCCUCAGCCUUCACCCCAGCGGAGAGGCUGUUCCUGUCUGAGGCCUACAACCCCCAGAGAACCCUCUUCUGCACACUGCUCAUCCACUCGGCCUUUGACUGGCUGCUGAGCCACCCGGAGGCCCCCGAGGACUUCCAGACAUUCCACAGCUCCCUGCAGCACCGGAAGCAGAGCCUGGCUCGGAAGCACAUUUACCUGCAGCCAAUAGAUCUGAGCGAGGAGCUGGCAGGAUGCCCCCUGCUGGACCACCUGCGGAGCUGUGUGGAGGCCUUCUUCCUGGGCUUGCGGGUCAAGUGCCUGCCCUCCGUGGCAGCUGUGUCCAUCCGCUGCUCCUCGCGCCCCAGUCAGGACUCUGGUGAGCUGCAGCUCCACACAGAUGGCAUCCUGUCCUUCUUGAAGAACAACAAGCCAGAUGACGCCCUGUGCGUGCUGGGCCUCACGCUGUCUGACCUGUACCCGCGCGAGACCUGGAGCUUCACCUUCAGCAAGUUCCUGCCGGGGCACGAUGUGGGCGUCUGCAGCUUCGCCCGGUUCUCAGGGGAAUUCUCGCAGGUGGGGCCCAGUGCCCUUGAUCCAGCUCUGCUUGAGGUGGCAGCAAAUGGCCCUGAGACCCCGCUCCGGGACGGAGGCAGGAGCCAGUGCUUCAGCGCCCUGGGGGUGGUACAGUGCUGCAAGGUCACAUGCCAUGAGCUCUGUCACCUCCUGGGCCUGGGGAACUGCCGCUGGCUCCGCUGCCUCAUGCAAGGUGCGCUCAGCCUGGAUGAGGCCCUGAGGCGGCCCCCGGACCUCUGCCCCAUCUGCCUGCGGAAGCUGCAGCACAUCCUGGGUUUCCGGCUCGCUGACAGGUACAAGAGACUCCACGCCUGGACGCAGGCAGCAGCGGGCUCGUGGCCCUGCCCGGAAGCUGGAGAGCCGUCUGUCUCGGAGGACACCCCGCCCUUCAGUGCAGACUCUGGCAUGUGCUGUGAGAGCGACUCCGAGCCCGUCACCAGCCCGUCAGAGCCCCUCACGCCUGAUGCAUGGAGUCAUGCCUUCCCUGAGGGGCCUGAGGAUGGGCAGAGCUCCCUGGUGGCCUCAGAGGCUCUGCCGAAGCUGGGGGGCCCUGUGGAGGCCAUCGAGGAGCACAGACGGUGGCUGGCCACGUGCAUCCAGGCCCUGGAACGGGACGUGGCCGAGGAGGAGCUGGCACAGGUGGACAGGGCGGUGGAUGCCCUGGACCGGUGGGAGAUGUUCACAGGGCAGCUCCCGGCGACCAGGCAAGACCUGCCCUGUGGCAGGGACAAUGCAGGGCUGCGCAAGGCCCUGGGGGACAAGCUCUCCUCCCUGAGGCGGCGGCUGAGCACACGCAGAGUCUCCAGGGCCGAGUCUUCCCCCUGCCGCUGGGACGGGGAGAGUUAGUGCGGCAAGAUGGCCCGUCCAGUGCAGGAAGGUCAGCGCCUGGCAUCUUUCCCGGAUGCCAACUGACCACGGCCGCCAGUCAGGGGCACGGCGGGUCCUCGGAAGUUGAGGAGGCUGCUUCUGGCUGGCUCCUUGGGUCCCUGUGCCCGCCUGCUCACCCCAAAGGACAGCCUGGUCGCAGGGCACUGGUGGCGGAGCAGCCCGCAGUCUGGGGAGCGCCUCUGCCCCCUCUCGGGGCUCCACCCCGACGGAGGGCCAGGGGGGCUGAGCUUGCCUUCUGCCUGCAGGCCGGGCUUUGGGCCUGCUGCUUAUUUCCAGCCGGAGCUUGAAGAGUUAUCCAGGCAGGUGGUGACCCUGGGACUUGGGCUGUGCUGCUAACUGGGUCCCGGGGUCCCCUCGAAGCGGAGGCCCUGGGGUUUUGUUUCGUGUUGGUCCUGAGCUUCAGAACGUGCCCACUGGGUGCCUUUUGGGCCCCACGCUGCGGGAAGGCAGGUGUCUAAGCUGCAGGUUUCGGGGUGGAGGGUGGAGCCGCCUCAUUCCUGAGGUCGCCUGCUGUCACUCGUGGUGAAAACAAACUCCAGCGCCAUUCUCGGCACCGUUUUCUGACCAAGGUGGCUGUGCUGUCGGUGGCACCAGGCCACUGUGGUGCCCGCGCUGCUGCCAGCAGGGUGCAGCUCACGUCUUCAGGGGCGUCUUCGUGCCGGGUUCUAUCCAUUCCUGAGGGAUAGGACGCCGUCCACCCGUGGCGCCUUCUGUCUCCCUCUCCUCUUUUUUCCAUCCCAGGGAUUGAACCCAAGGAUGCUCAACCACUGAGCCACUUCCCCAGCUCCAUUUAAUUUGCGUCAUGGCCUCACCAAGUUGCUUAGGGCCUC
This is a messenger RNA of Sciurus carolinensis (gray squirrel), 2952 nucleotides long. RefSeq names its product archaelysin family metallopeptidase 1 (gene Amz1). Bases 578 to 2080 code for a protein of 500 amino acids. The record is from RefSeq and is a predicted model, not a curated record. Gene Ontology annotation, biological process: proteolysis. The transcript is spliced from 8 exons. Gene Ontology annotation, molecular function: metallopeptidase activity. NCBI's taxonomy places the organism in Eukaryota, Metazoa, Chordata, Mammalia, Rodentia, Sciuridae.